Molecule: messenger RNA, 1144 nt
Organism: Dendronephthya gigantea
Lineage: Eukaryota; Metazoa; Cnidaria; Anthozoa; Malacalcyonacea; Nephtheidae
Product: phosphotriesterase-related protein-like
Exons: 2
Coding region: 63-1097 (344 amino acids)
Biological process (GO): catabolic process
Molecular function (GO): hydrolase activity, acting on ester bonds; zinc ion binding
Source: RefSeq, a predicted model, not a curated record
CCGGGAUUAUCAAAAAUUCUUGAAUACUCGUAACAUAACGCACUAUCUAGACUCUAGACAACAUGGUAAAAUCACAAGUUGAAACUGUCUUGGGAGCUGUAGACGCCGAGGAUUUGGGAAUAACCUUACCUCAUGAGCAUGUUGUUAUGGACUGCUCGUAUUUCGUCACAACGCCAAAAAACGCCGCGGAGAACGAGAGAUAUCACGCCGCAAUCACGAUGAAGAACCUCAACUGGUUGCGUCAUAACUGCUAUAAAAAUAAAGCAAACGUGAGUAUGUAUAACGAGCCAGAAGCGGUGAUUGCCGACCUGAAAAUUUUCAAAAAAAACGGAGGAGUGACCAUUGUCGAAAAUACUGUCAUCGGAAUUAAUCGAGAUGUUGAAAAAAUGGUGAAGAUAUCAAAGGCAUCUGGCGUGCAUAUCGUCUGUGGUACCGGGUAUUUUUUGGAUGGAACAAUCCCCGGGGAAGUUAGGUCAGCCACGGUCGAGAAUAUCACAGAGAUCAUGAUAUCCGAGAUCAACAAUGGUAUUAAAGGUAGCCAAAUCAAACCUGGCAUUAUUGGUGAAGUUGGGACUUCUUGGCCGAUAACUGACGCCGAGAAACGUAGUCUCCGGGCCUCUGCUAUCGCGCAAACACAAACCCAGACACCCGUUAUGAUCCACCCUGGCGCGGAUCCAAGAGCACCUUUCGAAAUCCUGCGUCUUUUCCAAGAAGCAGGAGGAGACGUCAAACGCACCGUCAUGGCGCACUUAGAUCGCACAAUUCCGAGAAAUGAACAAAUAUUACUAGAACUUGCCGAUACGGGAGUUUUCUUGGAAUAUGAUUUCUUCGGUUCCGAGAUUUCUUAUGUGUCUCCCUUUAUGUCGGACGCGCAACGCAUUGACAAGAUUAUGUACUUGAUCUCCGAAGGCUACGUCGACAAAAUAUUGGUAUCUCAUGACGUACACGCAUGCCACAAUCUAACCAAGUUUGCUGGCGCAGGAUUUUCUCAUAUCCUUGACUACGCCGCGCCAAAAAUGCUGCUAAAAGGCAUCGCUCAGGUUGAUAUCGAUAAAAUGCUCGUUACAAACCCGAAAGCUUGGUUGACGUAUUACUAACAACGGCAGUACUUGCCUGGGAAAGAGGGUGAAUAAAUAACUUCAAA